GGUGUGGUUACAAGUGAAUGUCUGAAACAAAAUGUCAAUGACUCAAUGUGUCAAAUUCAACAUCAACACGAAAAAAAAACUAUAAUAAAAAUAAAUUGAAAGUCACAACAAUACAAAAUAUCAAUAUUACAUGAUUCUAUCACUUUGUUUUAGUUAUAUAUUAGACAAUACGUACAAAUUGCAGUGAGUGUUGAAAUGGGGAACUCUAGUAUUAAGCAGCAUUAUGAAACUGCGUCGAAAACAGGUGUUUUACAAUUGUCUGAUUACAAGCUGAAAGAAAUACCUGUAGAAGCUCUCAAUUUAAGUGAUAAAUUAAGAAAUUUAGAUUUAUCGAAGAACAAAUUAUCAUCUUUACCCAAUGACGUAUGUAAAUUCAAGUUGUUAAAGCAACUAAAUCUAGACACAAAUAGAAUAGAAACCAUUCCAGAUUCUUUAGGCAAUAUGAAGAAGCUUGAGAUGUUUAAUAUGUCUAAUAACUUAAUAACAUUCCUACCAGAGUCUUUUGCUAAGCUGAGUAACUUGAAACAAGUGUAUUUGAGUAAUAACAGGAUAAAGGAGUUUCCGACACAUUUGUUAGGUCUUCAUAGCUUGGAGGUUGUGGACUUAUCUCAUAAUAAGAUAACGGAGAUACCUAAAGGAAUGUCGGAGUUGUAUGCGGCUGAGCUUAAUCUGAGUCAGAAUGAGAUAUCAACUAUCAGUGAAGACAUGCACCUGGCUCCUAGACUGAAGAUAUUGAGGCUUGAAGAGAAUUGUUUGAGUUUAGAUGCGAUCAGGCCGAGUUUGCUGAGGGACUCUAAAAUGCAUACCAUCAGUUUGGAUGGUAAUUUGUUUGAGCAAAAACAGUUGGUGUCUGUUGAAGGAUAUAAUGAAUACACGGAGAGGUAUACUGCAAUGAAAAAGAAAAUGUUUUGAGGAUAUACAUGGUCAUGAAAUUUCCAAAAUCAAAUGUUUAAAAUAUCAUUUAACACUAAAGAUUAAUAUUUUAAUGUGUAUAAGGACACUUAUCUUGUAAUAAAUUA
This is a messenger RNA of Spodoptera litura, 1019 nucleotides long. Its product is annotated as leucine-rich repeat-containing protein 57. The record is from RefSeq and is a predicted model, not a curated record. Gene Ontology annotation, molecular function: protein binding. Gene Ontology annotation, cellular component: cytoplasm. NCBI's taxonomy places the organism in Eukaryota, Metazoa, Arthropoda, Insecta, Lepidoptera, Noctuidae.